UUUGACGCAGCACUUUGCCUCAGUCACUCGGAGUAAAAGUUUUUGUGGCGGUGUCCGCAGUGACAGGAGAAGACAUUCCGGGGGGUGUAGCCAUGGACAGUUUGACUACUACGGACAGUGCUGCAGGCACAAAGCAUGUGACAGAGACUGAUUCUGCUUGGAGCAAGACUUUAGCUCUGGAUCCGGGCGAGGAGUAUAAAAUGAACCGUAAAAGACGAGGACUUGCAAUUAUUUUUAACCAAGAACACUUUUACUGGCGCCUUGGAAUGCCUGUAAGAUAUGGAACUAAUUCUGACCGUUAUAAUUUAGAAAAAAGACUUUCAGCCUUGAAUUUUGAAGUCAAGACUUAUGAAAAUUACAAACAAAUGGAGAUCUUGGAUAUACUAUGUGAAGCUGCACAGGCCAACCACGCAGAUGCAGACUGCUUUAUGCUCGUCUUUCUCAGCCACGGUGAACAAGAUCAUAUUUAUGCAUAUGAUGGAAAGAUCAGCAUUCAGGACAUCACUGCCAUGUUCAAAGGCGACAAGUGCCAGAGUUUGGCAGGAAAACCAAAAAUCAUCAUGUUACAGGCGUGUCGUGGAGAUAAACAUGAUAACCCAGUGAAACCGAGUGAUGAUGUGGACAAUAUGAUGAAAACCAAUGAGGUGGUGGUCGAUGCCAGUGCUGUCCACACGCUGCCUGCAGGAGCCGACUUCAUCAUGUGUUACUCAGUCGCUGAAGGUUACUAUUCCCAUCGAGAGACGAUCCAUGGCUCCUGGUAUAUUCAAGAUUUUUGCGAGCUGCUUGAAAAGUACGGAGACUCUCUGGAGUUCACAGAGCUGCUCACGCUGGUCAACAGGAAGGUGUCCAUGAGGAGCGUGGACACCUGUAACGAUCGCAGCGCCAUUGGGAAGAAGCAGGUGCCUUGUUUUGCGUCGAUGCUCACCAAGAAACUGUACUUUAGACCAAAACCAGCCAAUAAGUGAACCUGAGCUGAUCCACAUUCCAGAUUUUCAGAUUUAAAGUGUAUCUAGAUCAUGUGUGAAUCAGGGGCGGCGCUGGGGGGGGCUUGAGCGGGCACUAAUCUUCCCUAGAAUGGCCAAGGCACCCACAUAGCUUGUCCUGUUUUCAAAGGACAUCCAGUCUCGACUAAACAUAAUCAGAGUGUUCAAAAUGAGAUAAAACUGUAAUCCCAUAGAUAAAUAGAUAGAAAAAUACUUUACUGAUCCCGAAGGAAAUUCAUUUUUCGGCAGCAACAAUGAAACAUAACACAUACAGAAGUAAUUUAUCACCAUGGGGGCUGAGUAUAUUUUGACUUUUUUAACAAACAUAGUAGGAGGUGAGGGCUUAUGUCCAUUAAAAGCUCUAAAUUAACAAUAAAGUGUGAACGACGCUUGAAAAAUUUAACCCCUUCCACAUCCCCUCCAACCAAAAAUGCCUGGCGCAGCCCCUGGUAUGAAUACACAUUUUAUCUGUCAUAUUAUGGAGUCGAUUUCACUUGACAUUUAGGUAAUUUUGUGAUAAAAGUGCUGACCAAUGUUAAUAACUUGUACUUUUGCGAGUGACCUUGAGCGGGGCGAAAAGACCUGUCUGUCCUGGUUAAUGUUUUAUUAGGGGCUAUUAGCGAUAUGAUUGUGAAAGUCCCUCAUCAUCAAAGCAUUUAUGUGUAAUGCCACUGAAAAAAGGGAAUGACUGUACUGUAUAUUUUAACGCUGUAACCUGUGACGGUACUGUGCCAAGUUUGUUUAAAAUUGUCUUUGUUUAGAUUAAGAACCUCAGGGAAUAUAGAGGAUUACUGGAGGUGAAUUUAGACCAAAUAUAAAACUUAAGUGGACUCAUCACUCAGGAAAACAUACACCAGCAGCAUACAUUUAUUUGAUUUUGACAGUACAAUAAACAAUCUUUUACUUAA
Molecule: messenger RNA, 1891 nt
Organism: Boleophthalmus pectinirostris (great blue-spotted mudskipper)
Lineage: Eukaryota; Metazoa; Chordata; Actinopteri; Gobiiformes; Gobiidae
Product: caspase-6
Exons: 8
Coding region: 93-965 (290 amino acids)
Biological process (GO): proteolysis; apoptotic process
Cellular component (GO): cytoplasm
Source: RefSeq, a predicted model, not a curated record